AUGAUCAACGGGAUGGCCUCUGAGAUAUCAUUUGUGUCAAAGCACGGCCCUGCCAAGUUUUACUGGAUAAAGCCUGGUAACAAGGGCUCAAAAAACAAAACACAACUGUAAGUUCUCUUCGUUAAUAUGUGGCUCGUGCAAUAACCCCUCGCGGGGGACUCCCAUGAGCAAGUGACGGGGAUACUGGUCGUCUCCCGUAGAAGUGUAAAUUGCAGAUUUUUGUCUCACUUAGGGUGUUUGGGACCAAAGGUCACUAUAUUUGCCUAUUCAGGUAUCGCUCAGGGCUCUGCAUUAAGACAUUUACAAAAAAUGCCGCAAUGUCUGUUUUACUAUAGUCUCCUUUAGGGGUCAGUUUAAGCUUGAGCCACACUCACACUGGUCUCCCUUAAAGAUUUAAUUUUAAUUUUCCGACUAGCAUCCCCGUCAAAUGUAUAUAUGGGGUUUCCCCGGGAAUCACCCAUUCACUAACUGUAUCUACAUGAAGCUAGACAAUAUGGAAGAUUCACUUAUACAAACGUUUCGCUGAUGAAGUACAUUUUAAUCCUUUCUUUUCCUACAGAUCUAAAUCCCUCAUCCGAGUUUCCAAAUCCAGAACAGCUGCACUGAAAACGUUCUGUGAUAACUUCGCUCAAUAUAUUCUAUUUCUAUACCUGCGAAUAUAAAUAUGGGAUGCUGUAAUCGUCUUAAUGGCUUAAAAAAGCAAUACUUUGUCACGAUAAUCACUAUACACGACGGUAUAAGCCCUCUCUCAAUAAGUACACCUAAAGUUACAGAAGUUACGCCUUUUCUCUCAUUAUCCACCGAGUUCUCAUCUGAGCCAGCGCGUUUGCAAACGAAGACGUUUAUUGCUGCUCACGGAUUCACAGCUCGCUGCUUGGGUGCAUAGGUUACGCGUGGAUUAACUUUGAAGAAAAAAAAAUAGACUGUUCGCAGUCUAACCUGAAGUCAUUUUUGAGACUGAAUUACUUAUACUAUUUAUUGUUAUUUGCAGGCUCUUAAUAGAAGCCAAUGGAAGUAGAAAGUCAUCAGUUCUGUCCGCACCAAGAAAAGUCAAAUUAAAACCAAGCCAAAAGUUGAGGUAAUCUUAGGGCAUGCCUGAAGUGAGGGCAUCACAGCUUUGCACUGGCCAUAUAUUGAUUUAAACAACGGUAAUUUCAGGAGUUGGAA
Messenger RNA from Porites lobata, 1167 nucleotides. The record is from the annotation of a GenBank genome assembly. NCBI's taxonomy places the organism in Eukaryota, Metazoa, Cnidaria, Anthozoa, Scleractinia, Poritidae.